This is a messenger RNA of Glycine soja, 2510 nucleotides long. RefSeq names its product ETHYLENE INSENSITIVE 3-like 1 protein. Gene Ontology annotation, molecular function: DNA-binding transcription factor activity; DNA binding. The transcript has 2 exons. Lineage: Eukaryota; Viridiplantae; Streptophyta; Magnoliopsida; Fabales; Fabaceae. The record is from RefSeq and is a predicted model, not a curated record. Bases 365 to 2221 code for a protein of 618 amino acids. Gene Ontology annotation, cellular component: nucleus.
GUUUAAUCCACCAAUAACCACACCAUCUUCACUUUCACCUAGGACUCUGCCCCCACUUUCUGAAGGCAAUAAAGCCAGCAUAAUGUUCAACUCUCUGUCUCUUUUUCCUUUCUCUCUCCUCUCUCUUUCUUCCCACCUUCUCUGAUGAAAGUCUCAACACAAAGCACCUUCUUCUUCUUCUCUUAUUGACUUAUGGCCACCACAGAGACUCAUUUCUGGAUCUUCUGGUGUAAAGACCUUUAAAAGUUUAGUAUUUGUCAACUUGAACUGGUGUAUAGUGCUAGAGAGUAAAGUUUGAAACCUAUCUUGUUACUUUCAUCGUCAGAAGCUUACAGGUUGCAUCCAUAUUUUUUCUCCUUGGAAAAUGAUGAUGAUGUUUGAUGAGAUGGGGCUUUGUAAUAAUUUGGAUAUGAUAUCUGCUCCCCUUGGAGAGGAGGAUAUUACCACCCGGCAAACUGAUCCUGAGGUAAUUGUUGAGGAUGAUUUUACUGAUGAAGAAAUUGGGGUAGAUGAACUCGAGCAGAGGAUGUGGAAGGACAAAAUGCGUCUCAAGCGACUGAAAGAACAAAGUAAAUCUAAGGAAGGAAUUGAUGCAGUGAAGCAGAGGCAGUCCCAAGAACAGGCUAGGAGGAAAAAGAUGUCGAGGGCUCAAGAUGGAAUCUUGAAGUACAUGCUGAAGAUGAUGGAGGUUUGUAAGGCCCAAGGAUUUGUCUAUGGGAUUAUUCCUGAGAAGGGAAAACCGGUGACUGGGGCAUCUGAUAAUCUUCGUGAAUGGUGGAAGGAUAAAGUCCGGUUUGAUCGAAAUGGUCCUGCUGCCAUAGCCAAGUAUCAAGCUGAUAACACUAUCCCAGGGAGGAAUGAUGGAUGCAAUUCCAUUGGUCCAACUCCACACACCUUGCAAGAGCUGCAGGACACAACCUUGGGUUCUCUCUUGUCGGCACUCAUGCAGCACUGUGAUCCCCCUCAGAGGCGGUUUCCAUUGGAGAAGGGUGUUCCUCCACCAUGGUGGCCCACAGGGAAUGAAGAGUGGUGGCCCCAAAUCGGUUUAUCAAAAGAUCAAAAUUCUCCUCCUUACAAGAAGCCUCAUGACCUGAAGAAGGCGUGGAAAGUCGGUGUUCUGACUGCAGUUAUUAAGCACAUGUCUCCUGAUAUUGCAAAGAUUCGCAAGCUUGUGAGGCAGUCCAAAUGUCUUCAAGAUAAGAUGACAGCAAAGGAAAGUGCAACCUGGCUUGCAAUCAUCAAUCAAGAGGAGGCCUUAGCAAGAGAGCUAUACCCUGAUUAUAUCCCCCCAUUAGCCUCAGCUGGAGGUAGUGGAUCUUUGGUGAUCAAUGAUAGCAAUGAGUAUGAUGUUGAAGGGGGUGAGGAUGAGCCUAACUUUGACGUGGAAGACUGCAAACAUGAGAAUCUUCACACAUCCAAUCUUGGGAUGGAAAGAGUGAGGGUAACUCUGCCAGUUCAACAGCCCUCUUUUUCAAUAAAGGGAGAGACUGUUACAAAUUUGGAUUUCAUUCGGAAGAGGAAGGUUUCUAAUGACUUCAACAUGAUGGAUCUGAAAAUUUACACAUGUGAACACCCUCAGUGCCCUUACAGUCAAGUUCGCCUCGGUUUCCCUGACCGAAUUUCAAGGGACAACCAUCAGUUGAUUUGUGCUUAUAGAGGUACUUCAGAUUUUGGGGGUCCAAGUUUUCCUGUUAAUGAGAUAAAGCCAGUCGUACACCCCCCGUCCUUUGUUCAACCCAAAUCUACUGCUCAGCCUGGUAGUAUGGUUCCACCUGUUAUUGAUCUAACUGGACUUGAAGUUUCAGAUAAUGGCCAGAAAAUGAUUACUGACCUUAUGACUAACUAUGACACAAAUGUUCGAGGCAACAAGAAGACAAGUUCCUGUAAUCACUUAGCUGCAGAAAAUUUCGACCUUCCUCAGCAUGCCAUGCAGCAGCAACAGGACAACUUCAUUCGCGGUCAAGGAAUCACUGCAGAAGGCAACAUCUUUGAUGAAGCUAACAUGCCCAACAAUCAUCACAUGUUUGCAAGAGAAGAAGGUCAAUUUGACCGUUUCAAAGCUUUGAAUGCUCCCUUUGAGACCAAUCACAACAACAACAACUUCCACUCAAUGUUUGGUUCCCUUUGUGAUUUGGCAUCAUUUGAUUUCAAGGAGGAUAUGCAAGGAGUAGGGAUGGAUACUCUUCAGAAACAGCCAGAUAUUUCAAUAUGGUACCAGUGAAAAUGACAAGUUGAAUCUGGAAGCUCGUUAUCCACAUCAUGAAUUCUUAUUUUCAUGUGAUGUUCCUUCAGCCAAGUCUUACUGGAAUUUUCUUCACAUGUAAUUCUGUAGGCCUAGUAGAACUAGAUAUUUUUGACUUAUCCUUUACAGGUCUAGUAGUUGUUACAAUAAAAAACUUAUAUGUUUAGCCCUUGUGUGCUUUUUUUUUUUUAUCAGUCUAGCCUUGUUACUUAAGAUUACUAUUCUAUGCAAGACUGGGAUAUAAAUAAGAGUUGAAGUUUCUUCCAAA